CGGAAAGGCAGAGUGUGAAUCCUGAAACUGAAACCAAAUAGAAAGCCUUUGAAUUGAGAGUGUUCAAUAUGUGUUCCACUUUUUGUUUUUUUUACCCAACACUUGGCAACAAUCGAUGGGAGGUGUGACAUUAGGCGCACUUACCAACACUGGUGGCCAAAACCUCACCGAACUUUCUACAUGACAAGCCACUUUUUUAUGUGUCUGCGUCGUGAUUAAUCCUAGUUAAGAUUGUGCAAAAUUUCUGUGCAAAUUGAUUAAGGAGUCGAUUUUUAGACAACAGAUUUAUUUAAGACCGAUAACAGGAAUCCAAAACACAAGCGCAGCAUAGAGCAGAACAUAAUGAAGCAUCCGGAGGAGAGUUUUUGAGGCAGUAAUAAAACAGCACAUUUUUCCGGAUCCCCGUUUUUCCACUCACCGAAAAACGAAGUCUCAACGUCUGGCCAUCAGUUUGCUGUCAACUCUUUGCUCCCUAGGAUUGACAGAUUGAGGUACCGGACACACACCAUAUUCUUUAGCUAUCUGCGUUAACGUACGCACAUAUAUAUAGAUAUAUGUCGUUUGGAUCGUGAUUAGGCCGUAUCGGUAGCAAUGUCCACUGCCCUGGCAAUGGCAGCAGCGGCUUCCUCGAGCGGCACGGCGGCAAUCGCCGCAGCCGCAGCAACGACGACCACUAGCAGCACCACAAACACCUCCGCGUCGCCGGCAACAACCACCAACAUGAACACCACUACAAAGACCACAACAACCACAGCAGCUGCGGUACCAACAGAACCGACUUUGAACAUGGCCAUCGAGCCAUCGGAGAAAGCAGAAUCCGGCGGAGACGAAGCAGGGGAUUUUCAGCCGGCGCCCGACGAUUGUGCUCCCAAGCCACGGAGGCCGUCCAAAACCACUGUGGUGCACACAUGCCCUCGGCCACCAGGUGGCUACAAGUACUCCAUGGAGUUUCUCUACGGGAUCGGCAGCGGAAUGGCUGGCAUACCGCUCAAUAUACCCACGCCCUCUUCGAUAACCCCGCGAACAUUGAGGACCACGGCUCCCUUGCUAACCACCCACAUGCCUCUGCUGCCCUCCAUGGGAGCGACAUCGCCACGGUCUGGGGCAAGGAACCGUUAUCAGGGUGCGGGAGGAGCAGCUGGAGGAGCAGGAGCAGUAUCUGGAUCGGCUGGAGGCUCGGGGGGAACCGCAGCAGCCACAGCCACGGCAACUGCACAAGGAGCCACUUCAGGAUCGGAGGGAGUGGCAGGAUCGCCCUCAUCUGCCAGCUUGCCCGCCGCGUCACAAGGUGCCCUGCCUGCCGCCCAGUUCAUCUACCAAGGAUACCUGCCCACCGGACCACAGCGACGAUUGUGGCACACGGAGAACGCAGUCUGGCAGUUCGAUCGGAACUAUCCCUACAAUCAGGCCUACUCCCCGCAGUACGCGAUUCCCAUGAUGCCGCUGGGAUUCGAGCACCCGUAUGGUCAGCGGAUUAUAUAUCCGGGCUACUACAACCAGGCAACGGGUGGGUUGCAUGCCACUCCAGUGCCGGGAAUGCCGAGGAGCAGUCGUCAGGUGAGCCAGCAGUCGCCAUUGUUGGCCCAACCGGCUGCAGGUGGCGAAACCAGCGAGGAAGCGCCGCCAACUCUGGGGAAUCCUCCCCAGGUGACCAGCCCCUGGCGUUACGGAAGACCGGGAGCACAUCGCGAUCGCUUGGGAUCGGGACGACAGAGAGUGGCUGCUGCAACGGGCGCAUCUAUGUACCACAGGGAUUCGAAGACCUAUUACAACAGUGUCACCGGCGGAAUGGGUGGAGGACCCCGAUUCAAAGCACCCUUUGUGGUGAAUAGUCGCAGUUACCAAGGAGGAGCAAUCGCAGCCGGAGGAGCGGCAACCACUGCAGAAGCAGCGGAAGGAGGAGCAACCGCGGGAGGAGGAACACCAGCAGAAGGAGCCGCACCAACUAGUGCCACUACUGACACCGAUCAGAAUCCAACCGGAAAUCGCAACAAGGAAAAGGGACCUUCGUCCAAGAACCAUGCCAAAAAUCGGCACCAAUCAAAAAGAGGCGGCAAGCGAUUGGUGGGCAAGGAGCGCACCUCGAAUUCCUCAGGAUCACUCUCAGCCUCCUCCUCGAAAUCCCAACUGGACAAGCGUCCCAGUUCGAGUACCUCCCUCUCCCCGAACAAGCACCCCAAUCGUCCUUUCAGGAACAAGAUGCGCUACACUGCGAGUGAAGUCAAGGAACAGUAGUCGGUGGCCAUGGCACCACCAAUAGGUAAUUAUCAGGCGGCGCAACAAUCCGGAGUGCGCCGGGUGGCAAAGUUCCAAGGAUCGAACGCCUAUCAAGGACAAACUGCAGCCCGGCAGCAGUCGCGUUACUAUCAAUCCCGGUACAUGGAUGCAUAUGUCUACCAACCCGGCCACUACAUGGUUUAUGCACCCGGUGCAUCCAUUUUUGGAGCAGCCGGGGGAGGACUACCGAUGCCAGGACUAUCGGCGGGAAUCGCAGGAGGUGGUGGAGCAGCAGGAGGAGUAGGAGGAGGAGGGGGAGCAGCUACGGCCGCGGCCAGCAGCGCCACCUCGGAGGGCGAGCAGCCGCUGGACUCGGACUUUGAUCAGCGCCAGGACUUUGCUGACUUGGGUCUGGAUCCAGCCAAUGGCGGCUUCUCCUCCGAUCUGGAGCCGCUCGGUUACAAGCAGGACACCUCCGAACUAGACGGCCACUCGACGUGUCUGCUGUCGCAUCCGAGCUCCGAGAUCGAAGUGGACGAGGGCAGCUUGGCUCUCAGCGUGGAGAGUGAUGUCACCGAAAGCGAUUUGAGUGACGCCUCCGUGGAGUCGGUGGUGCGCAAGAUAAUGGUCAGCUGCCUGGCCAUCGCCACCGGAGCUCAGGAGCCCGAUCUGAGUGGUCCGAACCUGGUGCCCUACGGCGACAUGCACCACCUUGUGCAGCUGGAGAGGAAGACCCAGCCAACCGGCCCGACCAACGGAUACAGGUGCCACCUGCCACAUCAGCAGCACCACCCGCACGUGAGUCCCCGAGGAAUGAGUUGCUGCGGGGACAUGUUGAGUCAGUCGAAGGAGAAGAUGGAGCUGAACCACCAGGACACCGGGAAGAGCCAUUCGAAGGAGCCAGCCGAGGAGGUCGACAACCUCUCGGUGACCUCCAAUCUCUCCUGCAGCCCAUCCGCCUGCUCCAGCAAAAGUGCAGUGGGUGUCGCCUCUUCCAAGCCCAACAUCACCAUGGCGCAAGAACCUGCAGAAGAAAAUUUGCCUUUGGUGAUUCACAAUCGCUACUGGCGCGAAUUCUUUGGUUAUACGCCGGCGGAUCGCUUUCUGCUCAGAUCCAGGUUGGUGGAAAUGAAGAGGCCACCAAAGAGCGUACCCAGCAAAAGCAAGUGGGAGCCCUUGUCCCUUUCCAUUUGGAGGAAGUUCCUCGAGGCCCAGCAGACUCGUCAUGUUUACAAUACCAAGAUGCGACUGUGGCGUUCCAUUUACACAGUGGCCAUGACGACCUACCCCAGAUACGGCUUGUAUCUGGUCGGGUCCACCAUCUCGUACUUCGGUUCCAAGUGCUCGGACAUGGACAUUUGCAUGCUGGCCUGCACGAAUCCGAGCAUCGAUCCCCGCAUGGAGGCGGUUUAUCACCUGCAGCUGAUGAAGGAGUUGCUGCAGCGCACAAACAUGUUCCAGGACUUCAAUCUGAUCGAGGCCCGGGUGCCCAUCCUGCGGUUCACCGACCGGCAGCACAAGGUGGAGGUGGACAUAAACUUCAACAACUCCGUGGGGAUCAGGAAUACCCAUCUGCUGUACUGCUACUCCCAGCUGGAGUGGCGCGUCCGUCCGAUGGCGCUGACCGUGAAGCAGUGGGCCCAGUACCACAACAUCAACAAUGCCAAGAACAUGACCAUUUCGAGCUACUCGCUUAUGCUGAUGGUCAUCCACUUCCUGCAGGCCGGAGCCAAUCCGCCGGUGCUGCCAUGUUUGCACAAGAUGUAUCCGGAUAAGUUUGGCCUCCUGCACCCCAGCGACUUCGGGUACGUGGACAUGAACGAGGAGAUGCCGCCGUAUCAGUCGGAGAACAGUCAGUCCCUGGCGGAACUGCUGCUCGGAUUCCUGCACUACUACAGUGUGUUCGAGUACGGAAAGUUCGCCAUCUCCAUUCGGGUGGGCGGAAUUUUGCCCAUUGAGAUUUGCCGGUCCUCGUCGGCGCCGAAGAACGAUAUUCACCAGUGGAACGAGCUGUGCAUCGAAGAGCCCUUCGAUCAGACGAAUACAGCGAGGUCGGUCUACGAUUCGGACACCUUUGAGCGCAUCAAGGCCAUCUUUGUGGCCAGCUACAGAAGACUGGAGUCGACGAGGAGCCUUAACUCCAUAUUCGAGGGCUACGACGGACCCACGAUCCUGAUGCAACAGCCCUCGGCGGAGUCGGAGAGUGAGUUCUACGAGGGCCAGAAGCAUCAUUUCCUGGCGAAAAGGGGCUCCUCCAUGUCCAACAGCGACAUGCCCUCGCCCCGAUCCUCAAAACUAAUGGUGGACAAGGCCACCACAGCUGCUUGGACCGAUAUUAAAGUAAAACCCGAUCAAAACAAAGCGGAGGAUUCACAAGCUGGCAGGGAGAGCAAGAUCCCCACAAGUGUGCGAACCAAAGAUGACUCUGUGGCCACUCAGCCACCGCUUGCAUAAAAACAUUGACCCCAAAAUAUAAACCAAAGUUAUAAAAAACAGAACACGACACAACCCCUGCUAAAACAAUUCAAAGAAAACAUUUUAUACUUAGUCAGGAUGUAAAAAAAAAUUUAAAGGUUGUGAAAGGAAGUUUUUUGUAGAAGUUGCCGGCGCUUUUAAACCGAUUUAAAUUUGACGUUGGAUAAUUACGUAUUCAUAGUAGGGAAUUAGCCGAAUUCGAUUCACUAUAAGUGAAAUGACCAAAUAAAUAACCAAACACCUAUCUUAACGCAAAGUCGGUCGCAAAAAAAAAACACAAAACUGUGCAAAAAUGCAAGAAAUAUUUUAAAGUGUUUGCGUGCCAAGAUGACUUAACUCGUUUCCACAAGCUUCCAAGCACUUGUGAAAAAACCUGCAAAAAAAAACCAAAAAAACAAAAAAAAAAUUAAAAAGUAUAAAAAAAUCAACAAAAUUUAAAAAUGUAAAAAAAAAUAUAAAAUUUCAUGGAGCGAAGCUUUUUUGAACAAAAUAGGGAAACAUACAUUUUUACAUCACACAAGUCAUACUUUUUAUACAGGUAUAGGUUUUACAUAUCACAUAAACUACUAUAAAAAUUUAAAAACUACAAAAAAAAAUCUUAAAAACAAAUCCAAUGUAACCAUUAAAAAAAACGAAACAAUUUUGUAACAAAGCAGUGUAAAAUGUAAAAACCGCGCAAAUCUUCACAAAAAAGCUUACGAGUUAAACUGUUGAGUGAAAAACUCGACCAAGAACUUGAUUUAACCUGAUGAUAGCGCCAAAAACAUUAUAAAAAAUAAAAACCCUAACCGAACAACUAA
Molecule: messenger RNA, 5492 nt
Organism: Drosophila ficusphila
Lineage: Eukaryota; Metazoa; Arthropoda; Insecta; Diptera; Drosophilidae
Gene: Gld2
Product: poly(A) RNA polymerase gld-2 homolog A
Exons: 3
Cellular component (GO): cytosol
Molecular function (GO): poly(A) RNA polymerase activity
Source: RefSeq, a predicted model, not a curated record